Messenger RNA from Mustela lutreola (European mink), 6284 nucleotides. RefSeq names its product Rho GTPase activating protein 28 (gene ARHGAP28). Gene Ontology annotation, molecular function: GTPase activator activity. Bases 349 to 2382 code for a protein of 677 amino acids. Gene Ontology annotation, biological process: regulation of actin filament polymerization; negative regulation of stress fiber assembly; regulation of small GTPase mediated signal transduction. The record is from RefSeq and is a predicted model, not a curated record. Lineage: Eukaryota; Metazoa; Chordata; Mammalia; Carnivora; Mustelidae. Gene Ontology annotation, cellular component: cytoplasm. The transcript has 19 exons.
AAGAAACUCCAGUGCCCUUUGUUUCUUUGCCGUUGGGCUGGAGGCAGCCAGUGCUGUCCUGUCUCAGAGGAGGGAGGCAGUGCUCAGAGGGUGUGGGGUGUUGGAUAUGGGCUGGAGGAUGGCCUCUCCAUUUCUAGGCCAUGAGGACACAUGGUCACACAGAUGUUCCGUAUUUCUCCCUUAAGAAUAUAAUCCGUGAGACUUUUAACCUCCUAAAAGGCAGCUGGAGACUGGAUUGUUGCAUGUAGUUCACUGACCCUGUUCUUGGUCACGUCCCACCUUCUUGGGAUAGCUGCUGUAGCCCAACCCUCAAGAAAAUCUAUUCCUCGCUGCCGAAGAAUUAACAGGAUGCUCUCCAACGAGUCCCUACAUUCUCCUGCAUUUAGCCGCUCCAACUCACAAGCCUCCAUAGACAGCACCUCCAUGGAGGAGUUUUUGCGGGAAAUAGAAAGCAUUAAAGAGAACAGCAUGGGAGGACAGGAAGAACAGAUACCAGCUGAAGUCAAGCCUGUGGAUGAAGGAGAACUUGAAGCAGAGUGGUUGCAAGACGUGGGUUUAUCAACCCUGAUCUCGGGUAAUGAAGAGGAGGAUGGCAAAGCCUUGCUCUCUACACUGACUCGAACCCAAGCAGCUGCUGUGAAAAAGAGAUAUAAUACUUACACUCAAACCAUGAGAAAAAAGAACAAGCAGUCUGUUCGGGAUGUCAGAGACAUCUUUGGAGUCAGCGAAUCUCCUCCAGGUGAUACCUGUGACAACCAUACUGCUCAGUUGGAUGGAACCCUGGAGGAAAAAGAACUGCCAGGAAUUAUCAAAACAAGUGGGUCCUUGCCAGAUGGUGCUUCUCUCAACAAUACCACCCUGUCAGAUGGGUCCCAAGAUGAAGAAGGGGGUUUUGCAGUUCCUAGGAGUGGCUCUGUGUCUGUACUCGAGCCUCUUCCAGCCCUACCAGUUCUCUCCAACGGAUCUCCAGACCCUGCACAGGCAGUUCAGAAUGCAGGGAGUGAUGAUGAUUAUCGGAAAAAAAACAUUCCACCAGAAACUGAAGAGCUGUCCUUUGAAGUAUCUUAUUCAGAAAUGGUUACAGAGGCUCCAAAAAGAAGUAAAUUCAAGAAAUCAGAUUUUAAGAAAGAGGACUAUGCUUUAACUAAAUUUAUUGUCCAGAAAACCAGAUUUGGCCUAACCGAAGCAGGAGAUCUGUCUGCUGAAGAUAUGAAGAAAGUCCGCCAUCUCUCUCUAAUUGAACUGACUGCCUUUUUUGAUGCCUUUGGAAUCCAACUGAAAAGAAACAAAACUGAGAGAGUAAAAGGACGAGACAAUGGUAUUUUUGGCGUUCCACUUACAGUCCUAUUGGACAAUGACCGAAAGAAAGACCCUGGAGUGAAGGUUCCCCUGGUGUUACAAAAAUUUUUUGAGAAAGUUGAAGAAUCGGGCCUGGAAUCUGAAGGAAUUUUUCGACUUUCAGGAUGCACUGCCAAAGUCAAGCAAUACCGUGAAGAACUGGAUGCCAAGUUUAAUGCUGAUAAAUUUAAAUGGGACAGAAUGUGCCAUAGAGAAGCUGCAGUAAUGUUGAAGGCGUUUUUCAGAGAACUACCCACCUCUCUCUUCCCUGUGGAAUAUAUACCUGCCUUCAUCACUCUCAUAGAAAGAGGGCCUCACAUCAAAGUACAGUUUCAAGCUUUACAUCUCAUGAUCAUGGCACUGCCUGAUGCCAACAGGGACACAGCCCAGGCCCUCAUGACAUUCUUCAAUAAAGUGAUUGCCAACGAAUCAAAAAACCGAAUGAGUAUAUGGAAUAUUUCUACUAUAAUGGCACCAAACCUUUUCUUCAGUCGAAGCAAGCAUUCUGAUUAUGAAGAAUUACAGUUAGCAAACACUGCAGCGCACAUCAUCCGCCUAAUGCUUAAAUACCAGAAAAUUCUGUGGAAGGUUCCGUCUUUCUUAAUCACGCAAGUCAGAAGAAUGAAUGAAGCUACCAUGUUGUUAAAGAAGCAGCUCCCAAGUGUCAAAAAGCUGCUGAGGAGGAAGACCAUAGAGCGAGAGGUUAUAAGUCCCAAGACUUCAAAGGUACUACAAAAAUCACCCUCUUCGAGAAGAAUGUCUGACGUGCCGGAAGGAGUCAUAAGGGUCCAUGCUCCGCUUCUCUCUAAGGUGUCCAUGGCCAUUCAGCUCACUAGUCACACCAAAGCCAAAGACAUACUGGCAAAAUUUCAAUAUGAGAACAGUCAUGGUUCAUCAGAAUGCUUUAAGAUUCAGAACCAACGGUUAUAUGAAAUUGGAGGAAAUAUAGGGCAGCAUUGCUUGGAUCCAGAUGCUUAUAUAUUGGAUAUAUAUCAUGUAAAUCCUCAAGCAGAGUGGGUGAUUAAACCCCAGCCAAGUUUUUGAAAUAACCCCCAAGAUGGCACCUAUCAUGUAUUAUAUGCCAAGAAGAUUCUACAUUUGGUAGGGAAAAUAACAAGACUGUUUUGACAUGUUUGUUUCAAUAACCCUCUUGGUGUUUCUCAGCCCAAGAGGCAUCUCCCAGCAUUGUCAACAUGAACUGUGGAGGAGGAGGAGCUGGUUGACUGAGCUGAGGCUUUCUCCUAUGGUUCCUUAAUAAUGGUGAAGGAAAGACGCUGUGAUUGUUCCAGAGGAAAGGCCAAGCUAGUAUAUGGAACUCUGUAAUCAUUUCUGGUACUUUGACUUCACAACAGAAAUGAACUUCGUCUUGUACCUAGAGAUAAAAAAUACUUCUUUAUGUAGCAGAUGCUACACAGACAUGGAAAAGUCUUUGUUUUACUUACAUUAUAUAUAUUUUGACCUUUUUGAACAAGAAUGCCAGAAGUAUCAAUAAUUUCCACCACAGACAUGGAAGAGUCUUUGUUUUACUUACGUUAUAUAUAUGUUGACCUUUUUGAACAAGAAUGCCAGAAGUAUCAAUAAUUUCUGCUCUGCAAAAUAAUUCAGAUUUUCUUUUCAAAAGGAAUCAGUUUCUAAAGUUAUGCAUCCAAUAUCGAUGCCCUGACUUGCUCCCAAAUUGGAGGAGGAUGAACUUCUGUUGAAAGAACACUGUAUUGUUACGUAUGUUGUACUGUAUUAUGACUAUCCGCAUUCUGGUGCAAGUAAACAUUUCUCUAUUGUGGGUUCUUGAAAAUUUAUAUUUUUAAAGCUUGUUCUCUUAUGAGCACAGGUUCCCAUAGCAAAGGUUAGUUUGACAGAGGUUGUUCUAAUGCUUUCAUAACCUUCUGUGUAGUUACCAGUCACAGACCUCUAUCUUUUCAUCAUGAUUAUGGUGCUCAAUGAAAAGCUUUCUCUGUGCCAGGCACAGAUUUCCUUUCCUGAUCAAACAUAUCGUUUUUUUAAUAUUUUACAACUGUAGAUUGUCACUUCGGUAGCCCCAGUUUAAAAAUAGAGAAUUGUCUUUAUCCAACUGCUCUUCAUCCAAAAGUACUGAAAAAUACUCUUAUAUCCAGGUUUUAUAUGCUGUAAAAGCAAAUUGUUUCUGUUCAUCAUUCAUAGAUUGGCCAAGCACUGUGGAUUAGCCUCAGACUUUAAAGUCAGAUGCGUAUUUGGUAAGCUGGAAACUGUCUUACUAUGAAGAUCCUGCAGAGCCGUUUUUUAGACCUACAAUCAGUGAGAACACACAUCCACAAUCUAAUGGAGAGCAAAUCCACAAUGUGCUGAAGGGUCAGACAGCUCUGCCUUUCAUCUUAAGACUACAGAUAUAGGUCUAAGGUUAGCUAGAAAUGGGGACAGAGGUCUCAUUUAUCCUACAUGCAUGCUUUGGAUUAGAAUCCACAGAUUGAGAUUUCAUUGAAUUUAUAACAAUUUUAAUGAGAUUUAAUGUCCAAAUGACUCUCUUUUGCAGUUCAAACAGUAACGUUAUAAAUACAGAAAACAUUUUACCAAUGUUUUGGUAAAAAAGUGUUUUUACCAAUGUUCCUACUUACCAAUUCUUAAAACAUGACAUAAUAAUUUAAGCCCACAUAUAGAAGAAAUCUUUUUUUUUUUUUUUUUUAAAGUAGGCUCCACACCCUGGGUGGAGCCCAACCCUGGGCUUGAACUCACCAUCCUGAGAUCAAGACCUGAGCCAAACAAAAUCAAGUGUCAGAUGCUUAACCGACUGAGCCACCUAGGUACCCCUAGAAGAAAUCUUUUAUAUGCAGCAUUAUUAUGCCUUGAUAGCUCUGAAAACAUUAUUUAUAUUCAACAUGUAGAUAAUUAUGUUUCUGGCCAUUAGGGUUUUUUAAAUUUUUAUAAAAAACUCAAAUAUCCAUUCAUUUUAUUUGUUUGAGAAUUUUUAUUUCCUGUGCCUGAAAACCCAUUAGAAGAUAAACAUGUGUCAUGUAUGUUUUUAUAUAUUCCUACAUUUCAUCACUUUUCAAUGUUUCACUAAUUGAUGGUAUGUUAGUUUACAUAAUGGUUUUCAAGAGUCUGAAAAAAUGCUUUUUAUUGUUUUUGAAAUUCAGAACAAUAGGAGUAAACAUUUUAUUUUAUGCAGCUGCUAACUUCCAGAGCAUAAGAUGGCAGUAAUUUAUACCCACACACAGAAGAAAUUCUUUAAAUUAGCUCUCAUACUUCUGUUUAUACAUGAAAACAGGGACUGGUUUUUCUCAUCGUGCUUCCUAUAGUUUCAUAUAGUUAAAUACUAUUGUAGAAGACUUUUUAAAUCAAAAAUUUGCAGAUCUAAUUUUUUAUUUGAGAAUUUUCCCAUGUUUGGGCUGAAAACAUGUUAAACCUGUGUAUAAGUUCCAAAGGUUUUAAGAUUUACUCCACUUAUCAUUACUUUUAAAUAAGUGAGAGAUGACAGGAGACAACUGUUUCUGAAUAUCUUACUUUUGUGUGGUGUCAGAUGUUAAAGACUUAGCUAACCCAAUAGCUUUAAAUAAAUCACUUGAAUGUAUUUAAGUAUGUGUGACAACUUUCAAAUAACUAUGUAAUAUGGAAGGCCAUGUCAAUACUAGUAUCUCUGAAUAUAACUUUUAUUCUUAGUCAUAGGAUAAACUAAGUGAUUAUAGAAUUUCAGUAGACACACAAAUUUUUGUAUGAGUAGAGGUUCUUUUUAUUGAUUUUAUUCUUAAAGAAUAAACAAACCCCUACAAUUACAAUUUAAAAAUUUUUGUCAAAUAAUUAUUGAAACUAUCUUUGCUUUAUCAAAAGUUGUUUUAAGAUAGUUAUGGUAGUCUGUAAAAAUGAGUAGUAUGUAUGCAAACAAGAGUCCGAUCCUGAGCUCCUAGAUUCAGUUCUCACUAGCUUUCCACCCACCUCCUCCCAAGUGCUCUUGGUGUACAGUUAGGAGAAUAAUAUCAAGGAAGGCAUUAGAGAAAGUUAACAUUUUAGUGACACUUAGAAAAAACCCUAGAGCUGGCUCAUUGUUUUCUCCAUUUUGCAAAAGAGGAUCCCUUUGUUAAGCAGGUCACUGGGGGAUAUGAUUCUUAGAGCCAGUAAGAUCUUCAAGUAAACUGGAAUAUUAAUUUUGUUACAAUGUAUACACAGUAUAAACUACCUCACGUGUCUUUCUUAGGAAAAAAGUUAAUGGACUUUAACAGUUUUUGUUACAAACUGUCCCUGAGUCAUCUUAUUUAAGUCACUUCAGUUAGCUUUCAGUGUACAUUUAAUAAUAAACAUUUAAUGAUGUAAAAUAUUUUUUAGUGCAAGCUUUAAAGCCAAAAAUACUCUGUACCUGUGACCUGUGUUAUACUCUGAGAGAAUUCAUGUCCCUUAGUCAUUGUCAUGGAGUCAUUGUCAUGUGUGUCUCACCAUGUUGCAAUGCAGGUCUUCAAGUGUGGGAAUUAAUAGUCCUCUCUUCUUUCAGGCAUUUUUUCAGCUGCUUUCCCCAUACUGCACUUGACUGAAAAGUAGCAUGAGAUUAAAAUGUCCCUUCUUUCUUUGAAGCAUAUUUCAAAUGUUUUUCACAAAUGUUUUACAUGCCUGAAAAGAAUAUAUAUUAUGGGAUUAAAUAGUUCCUAGUUUCUGACAGGUAUUUUCAACUGUUUUCCAUCAAUGUGUCAUUUAAUAAAAAAUAAUAUGACAUGGAUUAAAAUGUUUCUCUCAAACAUUUUAGUUUUCCACAUACACACACCUUAAUUUAAAAACAACAUCUUUUCUUUGUCAUUUUCCUGAGUAUUUUCUAAAACUAUGUGCUCUGAUUAGAAAAUUAUUUAAUGUCACAAGAAAUCCCAAUGUUGUCUUAUGUUGUCUCCCAUCUCAAAAGUUAGUAUUGAUUCUUUUGUCCCAACUUUCAUUGUUAAGUAUAAUAUGUAUGUUGCAUUUUAUCCAUAAAAAUAAAGAGAAAAAUACUAAAAGCA